UUAUAUUCUUUUCUUCUGCGUCUUCUUCUUCAAUUUCUGGAGAGAGAGAGAGAGAGAUGGGAGAUGAAGAAGAAGGGAGGUGGGGAAAGGGGUACUAUGCAUAUGCAUAUUCGACUAAAGUAAUGAUCAUAAUAAUGGUUCCUCUCCUCUUCAUCUCUGGUCUGGUUUGUGUGUUUGGCCCUCAAAACACAACUACUUCUGUCUUAACCUCUCCCUCUAUUCCCCCUUCCUCCUCUUUCUCUGUUCCUGUCGAAUUUGUUCAGGAAGAUGGUGAGAGGAUGCAGUUGAUGAACUCUACCAUCAGCAAUUCUUCAACGGUUGAAGAUGGCGCCGAGUCGGUGUUGCCACCAUUAACAGUAAAGAAAAGAAUACUAAGCAACAUGGAGAAGAUUGAAGCGGAACUGCAAAGGGCUCGAGCCGCCAUUAAAGGAGCUUCUUUCGAAGACGAUAUGGACGACCCCGACUACGUCCCCCUUGGUCCCAUGUAUUGGAAUGCCAAGGUCUUCCAUCGGAGCUACUUGGAAAUGGAGAAACAGUUCAAGAUAUUUGUGUACAAAGAAGGUGAACCACCUUUGUUCCAUGACGGUCCAUGCAAAAGUAUAUAUUCCAUGGAAGGAAACUUCAUUUAUCAGAUGGAGACCGAUACCCGUUUCCGCACCACCGAUCCCGAUAGAGCCCACGCCUUCUAUUUGCCGCUCAGCGUCGUCAAGAUGGUCCGAUACGUCUAUGAACGGGAUUCCCACGAUUUCAGCCCGAUAAGGAAGACCGUUAGAGAUUACAUCGAUCUCGUUGACGGGAAAUACCCGUAUUGGAACCGCAGCAUCGGGGCCGACCAUUUCAUCCUCUCGUGCCACGAUUGGGGACCGGAGGCGAGCUUCUCUCAUCCUCAACUAGGCGAAAACUCGAUACGGGCACUCUGCAAUGCCAACACGUCCGAGAGAUUCAAACCGAGAAAAGACGUAUCUAUACCAGAAAUCAACCUCAGAACCGGAACCUUAACCGGACUGGUCGGCGGCCCGUCUCCAUCUCGCCGUCCGAUCCUCGCCUUCUUCGCAGGUGGGGUUCACGGGCCGGUCAGACCGAUCCUCCUGAAACAUUGGGAGAACAGAGACGAAGACGUAAGAGUGCACAAGUACUUGCCAAAGGGUACUUCGUAUUCGGACAUGAUGAGGAACAGCAAGUUCUGCAUCUGUCCGAGCGGAUACGAGGUGGCGAGUCCAAGAAUCGUGGAGGCGCUGUACUCGGGGUGCGUUCCUGUCCUGAUAAACGAAGGGUAUGUUCCUCCGUUCAGCGACGUGUUGAACUGGAGAUCGUUCUCAGUGGUCGUGCCGGUGGAGGAGAUACCGAAUCUGAAGAAGAUUCUGAUGGGGAUCUCGCCCAGACAGUACAUCAGAAUGUACAGAAGGGUUCUGAAGGUUCAGAGACAUUUCCAAGUGAAUUCUCCGCCCAAGAGAUUCGAUGUCUUUCACAUGAUUCUUCAUUCGAUUUGGGUCCGGAGAUUGAAUGUCAGAAUCCGAGAGAUUUGAUGUUUUGGGUUUUUCCUUGGAAUAAAAUUGAUGUGUGUUUGUUGACAUGUAGAUCGUUGGCCUUUUGUGGUUUUGUUGCAAUAAGAGGGUUUUACCGUAA
Messenger RNA from Tarenaya hassleriana, 1626 nucleotides. RefSeq names its product probable glycosyltransferase At5g03795. Gene Ontology annotation, molecular function: glycosyltransferase activity. Lineage: Eukaryota; Viridiplantae; Streptophyta; Magnoliopsida; Brassicales; Cleomaceae. The transcript is spliced from 4 exons. The coding region runs from base 57 to 1526 and encodes 489 amino acids. The record is from RefSeq and is a predicted model, not a curated record.